Protobothrops mucrosquamatus (brown spotted pit viper) is the source of this 1280-nucleotide messenger RNA. It is a transcript of the gene SNU13, whose product is annotated as small nuclear ribonucleoprotein 13. The record is from RefSeq and is a predicted model, not a curated record. Lineage: Eukaryota; Metazoa; Chordata; Lepidosauria; Squamata; Viperidae. Bases 139 to 525 code for a protein of 128 amino acids. Gene Ontology annotation, cellular component: U4/U6 x U5 tri-snRNP complex; box C/D methylation guide snoRNP complex; small-subunit processome. Gene Ontology annotation, biological process: ribosome biogenesis; maturation of SSU-rRNA; mRNA splicing, via spliceosome. The transcript has 3 exons. Gene Ontology annotation, molecular function: RNA binding.
CGGCCGCUCUUUUCCAACGUCACUUCCAGGAGCGCGUGUAUCUUAUGUAUCCGCGUAUUUCACAUUUUUCCUCCGUGAAGCUUUCGGGCCGAGGGGAUCCAGAACAGAAUCUCCGGGUGAAACUUCUACUUAGCAGAAAUGACUGAGGCAGAAGUAAAUCCAAAAGCUUAUCCUCUUGCUGAUGCUCAACUCACCAAGACACUACUGGAUCUUGUACAGCAGUCUUGUAACUACAAACAGUUACGCAAAGGAGCCAACGAAGCCACUAAAACUUUGAAUAGAGGAAUUGCAGAAUUCAUUGUGAUGGCUGCAGAUGCUGAACCUCUUGAAAUUAUCCUUCAUCUCCCACUACUUUGUGAAGACAAGAAUGUGCCCUAUGUGUUUGUGCGUUCCAAGCAAGCCUUAGGACGGGCAUGUGGUGUUUCUCGGCCUGUUAUUGCCUGUUCCAUUACUAUCAAAGAAGGCUCACAACUCAAGCCUCAAAUUAAUUCUGUCCAACAAUCUAUUGAAAGACUAUUGGUCUAAAUCUGACAAGUAACUCAAAAAACCAAGACUGUAUAUGCAUAUUUUGUUUAACAGCUAUUGCUUUACAAUGUAAGUCAUGUUCUUAUAAGAUGGAUGGCCAUAUAAAUGAUUAAUAAAUGUUUAUUAGGUUUUUAAAUCUAGUGGAUUACUUUCUUCAGUCAUAGGUUACUGCUUAGGACCAUAAUUAGAGAUUGUGUUCUUUAUUAAGUCAAGAGACAAAUACAUGCUCAUAAUAUUUAGGACAAUAAUUGCAGUUACUAGGCAGUAAUGACAAGAGGUAAAGAUUUGUGAAAGUUUGAGUUAGAAAAAAAGUUCUAAUCCCAAAUUGCUAAAGUUGGUGAGCAGCUUGCUGACUUUAAGGAUGGGGACUACCUGGAAAACCUGCAGCAUGGUCAAAUGUUUUCAACUUCCUUUUUUAUGGAUUUUGAGGGUGGGAAUUGGAGGCUUCCCAGAGAAUCUGCCUGAAUUUCUAUCCUAAAACCACCGAAUGUUCAGGAAAUGGGCUGAACUUGCUCUAUCAGAAUUCAGCAAGUUUACCAGUGAAUUUCAGUGACAUGACUUCAGAAUGCUCGGGACCCAAAUAGGGACUUCAUAUUGUUCACCUCUACUUGAGUGUUGUGUAUCCUUGCUUUAAAUCUGUCUGAUGCAAAACAAAUCUUCGGUGGGAUUUAAACUAAUUCUUUGAUAAUAACUAGCUUCAUUUGAAGAUGACUUUGUGUAUAUGUUAGGGUUUAAAUAAAACAAAGUAUAUAUUA